CAAAAUAGUGAAUUUCUCACUUCCUCCGUCUAUUUCCUCCCAAAAUAAUUCAGAUGCAGCCGUAUCCUUUCUCUCUCCCCUUCUCUCUCACAUGUUCAUUCGGUGAUUAUCUUUACAAUAUAUAAAAUUCUUAGAUACAUUCAUCCAGACAUAUAUCCUAUAUCCAUAUAUUUAUAUACAUAUACAUAUACAUAUACAUAUACUCUUCAAAUUUACACACCCAGAUAUACUAUUUUUAUAUGGGUUUCCUCGUGAUCUGUGCAAAGUCUACGUGACUUUCUUGGUGGGUUUGGUGUUUACUUCAAUUAUUGAUCAUACCCAUCUUCCAAGAUCGAUUUUUACAUUAUAAAAGAUUUGAUCGUUUACAGAAGGAAAAAAGAGUGUGUGUGAUUCAAGAACUCGGUAACUAAAUGGAAUGAAGUUUUCUGGAGGUUUGUUUUCUUUGGAUUGGAGUAAUUGCAGGUUUAAAAGCUGCUGUUCCUCCUGCUUUUUGGGGGUUUGGGAGAAACAGAAGAAUUUGAUAUGGUAAAAGGUUUGGACCUCUCAAUUUCUUGACGAUUCGAUGGGGAAUUACUUGUGACAAGAAUGGAUCCUCAAGCUUUUAUCAGGUUGUCAAUAGGUUCACUCGGAUUACGGUAUCCAGAAACGCAUCAGAAAUCCACAAAACCAGGAAUCCACGCUUUCUCGUCUCCAUGUACAUGUGAAAUUCGUCUCCGAGGUUAUCCACCUCAAAUCGCAACAAUCCCACUCUUAUCUUCUCCUGAAGCUACACUAGAUUCCCAUAACAUUGCCUCCAGUUUUUAUCUAGAAAAAUCCGACUUAAAAGCAUUAUUGGAGCCCGGGUGUUUCUAUACUCCGCAUGCAUGUCUAGAAAUCGUUGUCUUCACGGGUCGCAAGGGCUCCCACUGUGGGGUUGGGGUUAAACGACAACAGGUUGGAACGUUUAAAUUGGACGUGGGUCCGGAAUGGGGCGAAGGUAAGCCCAUCGUUCUUUUUAGUGGUUGGAAGGGUAUCGGGAAGAUGAAACAAGAGACCGGGAAAUUUGUAGCGGAGCUACAUUUGAGAGUCAAGUUGGAUCCGGAUCCGAGAUAUGUUUUUCAAUUCGAAGAUGAAACGAAAUUGAGUCCUCAGAUUGUUCAGAUUCAAGGGAACAUUAAGCAGCCGAUUUUCAGUUGCAAAUUUAGUCAAGACAGGGUGCCGCAGGUAGAUCCAUUGAACAACUACUGGUCGAGUUCCGGUGAUGACCUGGAUCAAGAACCCGAAAGACGAGAAAGAAAGGGUUGGAAAGUGAAAAUACACGAUUUGUCAGGUUCGGCUGUAGCAGCCGCAUUCAUGACCACGCCCUUUGUCCCUUCAACCGGUUGCGAUUGGGUCGCCCGAUCGAACCCGGGUUCAUGGUUGAUCGUCCGUCCGGACGCCUUCCGACCCGAAAGCUGGCUCCCGUGGGGCAAACUCGAGGCCUGGCGUGAACGUGGCAGCAUCCGAGACUCCAUUUUCGUGCGUUUCCACCUUUUAUCAGACGGCCAAGAUGGUGGAGAGCUGCUAAUGUCGGAAAUACUCAUAAACGCUGAACGGGGUGGCGAGUUCUUGAUAGACACAGACCGGCAGGCUAGCUCGAACUCCAACAUUCCAAGCCCACAAAGCAGCGGCGAUUUUGCAGGUCUAAGUCCAGCGGCUGGCGGGUUCGUUAUGAGUUGCAGGGUUCAGGGAGAAGGGAAGAGGGGGAAACCAGUUGUUCAGUUGGCAAUGAGACAUGUAACUUGUGUGGAAGAUGCUGCCAUUUUUAUGGCGCUAGCGGUGGCCGUCGAUCUGAGUAUUGAGGCUUGCCGGCCGUUUAGAAGAAGGAUGAGAAGGGGAAACCGCCAUUCGUGGUGAAGUUAUAAAUGUUUGGAUUGGUGUAAUAUUUGUACAGGAUUUCAGUUGUUUCUACUUGGAAAACUUUUUUCAGAUCUAUGGGUUAGUAUUUAGUAAUGUGAUUUAACUACAACUU
Molecule: messenger RNA, 1990 nt
Organism: Cynara cardunculus var. scolymus (artichoke)
Lineage: Eukaryota; Viridiplantae; Streptophyta; Magnoliopsida; Asterales; Asteraceae
Exons: 3
Coding region: 586-1875 (429 amino acids)
Source: RefSeq, a predicted model, not a curated record